Molecule: messenger RNA, 6027 nt
Organism: Zophobas morio
Lineage: Eukaryota; Metazoa; Arthropoda; Insecta; Coleoptera; Tenebrionidae
Gene: Alk
Product: tyrosine-protein kinase receptor
Exons: 19
Coding region: 323-4942 (1539 amino acids)
Biological process (GO): multicellular organism development; positive regulation of kinase activity; protein phosphorylation
Cellular component (GO): plasma membrane; signaling receptor complex
Molecular function (GO): transmembrane receptor protein tyrosine kinase activity; protein binding; ATP binding
Source: RefSeq, a predicted model, not a curated record
AUCUCGUAGAAAAUUUGGCUAACGCACAGACGUCGAGAUGGGUUGUACCAAGAUAUUUUUACGUAUAUCAGCCUAAUGAUUGCAAUUUUAAAAUUAAAGACACCGCCAACGAGUAUACACCGUAACACAAGUGCGUGCAUAGUGUUGACAGUGAAAGAGCAACAUAUUAUUUAAGAAAAAACAACAUUUUUAAAAUGUGGUGUAUUCGUAUGGCGUAAUACUCAGUCAAGGUCUUUUUUUAAACAAAUUAAUUAAGGAAAUGACUUUCGUAAAACAUAUACUAAAAAGAUAUUUAUCAAUAAGAAGUGUAUAAAACAAAAAAAUGGCUGUUACUAGUAGAAUGCUCUUUGCGUUACUAUUUUUACUUCAAAACAAAACAAACGGAUGCAAGAGUUUAGUAGACUCGAACUCGAACAUCGAAUACAAAGAAUUAUCUCGAUUACAGCCAACCCAGACUCCACACAAUAGAUUAGAUGUUAGUUUAACAAAAAAUGGUGCUGAAACAAUAAGAAAACAUGGCACUGAUUUAGAUAUAAAAUCAAUCAAACGUCCAAAUUUUAGCAAUAUAGAACAACAAAUAAAAGACAUAUUCGAAGAUUCUUAUUAUGAAUCCACCCAGCGACACAAAAGAAAAGCUCCAGACAGAAGCCUGUUCAGUCUUUCCAAAAGACUGAAUGAAGAGAAGAAGAAAGAAGAACUGAUGGCUGCGGAUGCCAAUCCGAGGCUAGAACCCAAUUAUACAGGAACACCAAAAAGAAUACAAGACGAUUCUCAUUUUGGUGGUAUUAACACCGAACAACUUUAUAACAAAAAGAAUGACAAAAUUCGGCUGUUGCAUCUGCAGCAUAAGGAGGAGAAGCAAAAGGAGGCUGAACCCUUAGAUACUGAUUGUGAUUUCGAAAGUAACUGUGCCUGGACAUGGAGAAAAGACAUAGCCAAUGGCUUUUUCGUUGCAUCGGGAGACAAGUUUGCCGAAAAUGACACCGGACCCAGGGUUGAUGCAAGUGCUAACAAAUUUGGAAACUUCUUACUACUGCGGUUAGCAUCAGCCGUUACAGAAUUUCACGUAACCAGUCCACUCUUUAGUCCAACAAGAAAUUCAUGCAGACUUCAAGUUUGGAUUUAUCAAGAAAAUAUGAACGACGCGGAAAUCCGUAUUGUGGGUGAUAAAACAAUUAAUCACUCGCAGUUCAUAAAUAAUCACACGCAAUGGGUUGUAGAAAAGAUAUUUGGAGAUAACAGCAGAAAGUGGACAAAAUACGAAUCUCCCAUCGGCAAGCUAUCGGAAAAUUUUACCAUAAUUUUGGAAGUUGUUCCGUCGCUGACAAUAACACAUGGAGCUACUGUAGCCUUUGACAAUAUAGCACUGACUCACUGUUACCCUAAGACAGACGAUACAUGUACUGCACAACAGUACCAUUGCAAAUCUACAACAAAUUGUAUCAAUAACACCAGUAUUUGUGAUAUAACAAAAGAUUGUCUACAUGGCGAUGACGAAAGUCAAAAUUGCGAUCGUAUGCCCUUUGGUGCUCGAUGCACUUUUGAAGAAGACUGGUGCGGAUGGUAUAAUGUGGAUGGGAAAAUAUUGGAAUGGUCUCGUCACAAUGGUUCAACCCCCACAAAUUUUACUGGACCAAAUUAUGAUCAUACUUACAAAAAUAGCACUGGAAAAUAUCUUUACGUGAACAUGCUUAAAGAGGACGCAAGCUUUGCAAGUUCUGCGACUCUUAAAAGCGUUAUCUUCAAUCCACCUCCACGAGUACAUGGAAAUUCAUCUUCGAGAUAUUAUAAUUCGUGUGCGAUCCGAUUUUAUCUCCAUCAGACGGGUAAACAUAAGAGUGGCAUACUUUUGCAAGUUACUGAAUUAAAACGUACUGAUAACUACUCAACUGAUAUUUUAUGGAGUUAUAUUAAUCAUGGUGAUCAGUGGAUUCGACAAGUUAUUAUUUUACCAAAUAUUACUCAUAGGUAUUUUAUAAAUUUUGAUGCUAAAAAAGGGUAUAGAUACAUCAGUGACAUCGCAAUUGAUGAUGUUUCAUUGAGCCCUGAGUGUUUCGGUCUAAACAUACCUCCGGAAGAGUUAAAUGGUUACAACUACUGGAAUCCAUUCAUCGGUGAAAACGUAACGGGAAGAGAACCACAUAAAAACUUUGUUAAUGAAACCAGUUAUCACAUUAUAACAUGUAAUGCAAAAGGUCGGUUCGGUCCUACUCAAAACCAGUGUGACAGGGCCUAUAACAACACCAAGGUAAAAGUCAAAGUUUUACACGAAACUGGACUAAGUGGUGUCCAGAAGUGGAUAACUCCAAGUGAUGGAUUUUAUACAUUCAUCUUACUUGGUGCUAGCGGUGGUAAAGGUAGUGGUGCUAUGGGUUCAUCAAGAGGUGCUAUGGUGAGAGUUGUCGUCGACUUGAGAAAAGGUCAAGAAAUCCACGUAUUAGUUGGACAAGAAGGAACAAACGCAUGCAUAAAGUCUUUGGGCCAUGAGGGUAACAGUUCAUCCUGCGUAAACAAUAACGACGUAACUAUCAAUGGAAUUCGUGCCAUUUUAAAGAUGGACAUUAAAGAUGGAGGAGGAGGAGGGGGUGGUGCUACCUACGUAUUUGUGCGUAACAAAGCUAAAAAAUCCAUACCAAUAGCGAUAGCUGCUGGCGGGGGCGGACUAGGUUUAGGACGGUUUUUCGACACCGGAAAACAACAUGGUCAAGCAAUUAACAUGUCAAAACCGCCAAUUACAGGAGUCAUGUAUGGAGAACAAUCUGCAGGCGCAGGUGGUGGUUGGGAAAUGUUUAAAGGCCUUGUGGAUGCUACUCAUAGGCAAAUGAUGGGACGUGCUUUGAAAGAUGGUGGUAUUGGUGGUAAAGCAUGUUACAAUUCUACAGAUAAUCGUGGUGAUGGAGGGUUUGGUGGUGGAGGUGGUGGAUGUAGAUCUGGUGGAGGUGGUGGUGGAUACGCCGGAGGCGACGCAUCUUCUGCAAAUACUACAAACGGUGAAGGAGGAUAUUCUUUCUUAGAUCCGACUCGCACAAUACCCAGCUUGUCCGAGGCACACUCUGGGUACAAUGUUGGUCCUGGUUCCGUUUUGAUAAUCCCUGCGAUACCCGGCUGUGACUGCAACUACCGAUGUGUAGCAUUGGAUUCUAGAAUGUCGCAAACUGCUUGUAUCUGUCCUAAAAAUUGGAAGCUAGAUGUUGAUGGUAAAACUUGCAUAACUGUUCCAGAAAAUGCGACAGGUGACUCGUAUCCCCCAUGGUUUGUGAUUAUACUAAUCGUUUCGGUGAUCUUCUUGACAACUUUAGUAGCUAUCAUUUGCUUCAUUUUAUAUAACAGAUACCAACAUCGCGCAUCCGGAAUUUUAGGGAGAAAGAUGCUAUCCGGAGCUGAUCUUCAACUUGAUCGACUUCGAGUGGCUUCUGACAGUAUGAUGACAGAAUAUAAUCCGAACUACGAAUUUGGAGGAGUUGUUUACACACUGAAAGACUUGAAGGACAUUCCAAGGGAGCAACUACGACUCGUCAAAGCUUUGGGACAAGGUGCCUUUGGAGAAGUGUAUCAAGGUUUUUAUCGACAACGGCCUUGCGAUACUGUUGAAAUGCCAGUAGCUGUCAAAACUCUUCCUGAAAUGUCGACGUCUCAGGCUGAAAUGGACUUCUUAAUGGAAGCUUUAAUUAUGUCAAAAUUUAAUCACCCCAAUAUCGUCCAUUUUAUAGGAGUUUGUUUCGACAAACAUCCAAGAUUUAUUGUGUUAGAAUUACUAGCUGGGGGAGAUUUGAAAAACUUUUUAAGAGAAUCCAGGCCGAAACCCGAACGAAGUAGUCCUCUUAGUAUGAAGGAUUUAGUGCUGAUAGCUGUUGACGUAGCAAAGGGAUGUAAAUAUUUAGAAGAUAACAGGUUUAUUCAUAGAGAUAUAGCAGCUCGAAAUUGUUUACUGACCACAAAAGGACCUGGUCGUGUGGUAAAAAUUGCAGAUUUUGGUAUGUCUAGAGAUGUCUAUAGAUCCGACUACUACAGAAAAGGUGGUAAAGCAAUGCUUCCUAUAAAAUGGAUGCCCCCAGAAGCUUUCUUGGAUGGAAUUUUCACUAGCAAAACUGAUGUUUGGUCGUUCGGAGUUCUUUUAUGGGAAAUUAUGUCCAUGGGUUAUAUGCCUUACACCGGCUGCGCGAACAGAGAAGUCAUGCAACUUGUGACAAGUGGAGGAAGACUAGAUCCUCCAGCUAAUUGUCCAGGACCAGUUUAUGGGAUUAUGACUCAAUGUUGGCAUCCGGCUCCUGAACAAAGGCCAACGUUUGCUACAAUUCUAGAAAGGCUCGGGUACUGUGUGCAAGAUCCGCAAGUGAUGAACGCCCCUCUGCCUGUGUUCCACAGGCCUCCCUCCAAUGAAAGGGACGUCACGGUGAUGCGACCUUUAAGUUCUGACGAGAACUGCCUACAAGUGGUACCUCAAUCUUCGGAUUACUUAAUACCAAAUCAUACGAAUGUUUCGAAUACGGUGGGAUCCACAUCGUCAGUUGAAAAAUUAUUGCCUGAAAAUUCGGACAGCUGGGAAACUUCAUUCAUAAUGCCACAGUCUAGAUCUACACAACCUCUUUUGUUAGAAUGCGAGCAGUCGAAAGAAGACGAAGGAACCAGUUCCAUGGAUAAGUUGGUAGCAAUCGAUGGGGCGGUGUCAAAAGUCUCGCCAGUUUCUUUGUCCAAUAAUAUGGUUGGUAACCACAACAAUAACGUGAAAGUAGACGUGAGCUCUCUGAAGUCUGGAAUCUCGUUAGAUGCAGGAGCUUUAGCGAAACAGUCCCUGACUCCCACUCAGAACAAAUACUCAAAUUUUAAAACAGGUGAUGCCGUGACUGGCAAUGGUGUUUUACAAAAUGGACCUGUUUCACAAAGUAGUUACCUUAAUGCAAAUGCAAGCAAAUAUUUAAAUGAAGCAGAAAUAAAUUGUUAAAUCAAGUUUGGAAACAGUGUGCAUUUUAUUGGAUCUGUUGGGAUUUGCAUAUCUACGAUUGGUGAUUAAUUUCAAGGUAUGUACGUACAAUACAAAAAUGUAUAUUUUUUAAAGAAUUGUACCUAUAAUUUGAAACAUGAAGAAUGCAAUCAUUUUAAGCUCAUAAAAAUUGGUUGUGCACUAGGAAAAAAUCCUUUUUACUAGUUUUUGUUAUACAUUUUCUAAAACUGCGUGUCACGGAAUUAUAACGGUGUGAAACAUUUAAUGUAACUACCGAGUUCUCUGUAUUGUGAUGUAUGAGAUUUUGUAUAAAAUUCGUUUGAUAAAUUUUGCUCAGUUAAAUAAGUAUUAUUAUCAAAUGAAAAUAUUUUACUGUAAACAGAGUAUAUUGUUAGAAUAAGUAGUAAUGAGUAUGUAUUGAUGCAGGAUAUUUGUUGAAAUGCCGCCUUUUUCGGAAAAUUUCAAAAUAUCCUGUAUUUUAAUGUUAUCACUAUAUUAACGUACUUAAGUAAUUAUUAUUUAAGUAUGAAUGAAAAUGUUGGGAUGAAUGUUUUGUUUAAAUAUUUUAUACAUGUGCAAUAGUAUUGGAAAAACUUUUUUUUAAUAAAAUGUUAUUACAUAAACUGGUUGCGAUAGACCACUAAAAAUAAUAUUUAGAUGCUAUUUGUAGAAUGUAAUUAUAGUAUUGAAGGCUUAUGUUCUGAAAAUUUUUUUGUGUAUUACUCAUUUGACACCAAUUUAUGUUUCAGUGUAAAAAUAGGAGUAGCUCAAUUUUUUAUGGAUUUUUACUUAAUCCUUGUCCACUUAUAUGAUAUAUGUAUAUUACAAAGGAUGUAUAUUUUGUUAAAAUUUUUUAUAAAUUACUUGGUACUUUCCCCGUUAUAAUAUUUUGUAGAACAUAACACAAAUGAAUAAAAAAAUAAUGCUUUAAGUAAUUUUAAGAGAUGUAAAUAAUGAAUGUAAUGGUAUCCCAAAAUGGAAUGUUCAUACUCUAGAGAUUUGGAGCGUUCGUUUCAGAAUUAAAUAGAUGUCCUGUAAUUUGUUGAGUUUAUUACUAAGCUUAAUGUAAAUAUUAAGCAUUUGUU